Molecule: messenger RNA, 2422 nt
Organism: Saccostrea cuccullata (small rock oyster)
Lineage: Eukaryota; Metazoa; Mollusca; Bivalvia; Ostreida; Ostreidae
Product: zinc finger protein ZPR1-like
Exons: 14
Coding region: 201-1553 (450 amino acids)
Cellular component (GO): nucleus; cytoplasm
Molecular function (GO): zinc ion binding
Source: RefSeq, a predicted model, not a curated record
CUCUCAUUGAAUGUCCGAUGUAAUGACACAUGGUUGGAAAAUAUUUCAUAUUCCAAUAUUCGAGAAUAUUCAAAGUAUACAAAGGGUCUGGUUCGUUUUUGUGAGUACCGAUAGUCUACUCUACAUACACAUAACGAAACCUUAGAGCUGUGGGCCUUCUUUAGACUUGAAAGACAAGACACACACUGUCUAUCACCAGUAUGUCAUCAGAAGCCACCAAUAAACCCUUGUAUCGAGACAUCAACGCAGAUGAUGAAGAUCCAGAAAUAAUGGAAAUUGAAAGUUACUGUGUAAAUUGUGAAAAGAACGGAAUAACUCGGCUGUUUUUGACAAGGAUCCCAUUCUUUAAAGAUGUGGUGGUUUCCUCCUUUACCUGUGAUAACUGUGGUCUCCACAACACAGAGCUCCAGCCCGCAAAUAAAAUCCAGGAGAAAGGCGUCAAAUAUGUCUGCACAAUUAACAAUAGCAAGGAUUUAAACCGACAAGUUGUACAGACAAAUCUUGCAACAAUAUCCAUUCCAAAGUUAGAAUUUGAGUCUCCACCAAACAAAGGAGUUCUAACAACUGUUGAGGGUAUAAUAGACCGGGCUGUGGAGGGUCUUUCCCAGGAUCAACCUGUCCGUAAAAUUCAGCAUCCAGAAAUGGCAGAACAGAUUGGUGCCUUUAUAGAGAAACUAAAGGAACUGAAAGAAGUCAAGGAACCAUUUCAAAUUAUUUUGGAUGAUCCCAGUGGAAACAGCUUCAUUGAGAAUCCGUACGCACCUAACAAAGACAAGGACAUGACCAUUCAUCACUACGUCAGGACUCGAGCACAGGACCAACAGCUGGGGUUACUGGAGCAAGAAAACAUUGAGGCAGAGCCUGAAGAAGAAGAAAAGAAGGAAGAAAAGAAAGAAGAAGUCAAGAAAGAAGAAAUAUUUGAUGGCAAAACUGAGGUGGCAAGUUUCAGGACUAACUGCCCAGAAUGUAAUGUGCCAUGUGAUACAAAUAUGAAACUAGUUGAUAUUCCCCAUUUCAAAGAGGUGGUGAUCAUGGCUACCACGUGUGAUAGCUGUGGUCACAAAGAUAAUGAAGUGAAGGGAGGAUCAGGAAUCGAACCCAAGGGAACCAGAAUCACAUUGAAAAUCACCGACCAGUCCGACAUGUCCAGAGAUGUCUUAAAGAGUGACACAGCCUCUAUGGCUAUUCCGGAGCUGGACUUCGCAGCUGAGAUGGGGACCCUGGGGGGAAAGUUCACGACCUUGGAGGGACUUCUGGUGGAUAUCAAAAGUCAGCUCAGUGGCUCCAAUCCUUUUUUUAGUGGAGACAGCUCUGAUAAACAGAGAGCCAAGAAAAUCGAGACAUUUUGCCAGGAAAUAGAAAAGAUUAUAGCUGGAGAAAGACUUGGUGACCAUUUUGUCCUAGAUGACCCUGCUGGCAAUAGUUACUUACAGAAUGUGUACGCCCCUGAACCAGAUCCCGAGAUGACAGUGGAACAUUACGAGAGAAGUUACGAACAGAACGAGGAUAUGGGACUUAAUGACCUAAAAACAGAAAAUUACGAAACAUCGUGACCUUUACUCACUUUUCUCCAGUGAGAGAACAAAACAUCGGUGUCAUUUAAACUAUAAAAUUAUCUGAGCCUAACUGAGGGGGUGCUGGUAACUCAUAAAAAGGAAGGCAUGAUUGGCAAUGAAAACUGUGAGGAAUAUUCUAAUUGUGUCGGUUAUUUAUCAGCAUUUAUCCUCAUUCUAAUAUAAAUGAUUGACAAAACACGGUUGUUUGAUAUUAUUCAAUAAUGUACAUAUUGGUGUGAAAACAGCCUUGUAUUUUAUUGUAGUCAGUAUAUACAUAAAGGUUGUAGAUCUCACUAUUACUGGAAUUGCCGUUCUCAAUACCUUGUGAUCAGCUAUAAAAUAAUAAUGCUACAAUUUGAGGACAAUACAUUUUAUUAUAUCAAUGCGUGGUUUUGUCUUCUCUUAUUCCAAUACUUGAACCUAUUACAAAUGUUACCUGUGGUAUAUAGAAUACAAUGGUAUGAGGUAAAUAUAUAGUCAUAUAAUAUUUCAGACAAAGAAUAGGAAAUGAUUAAAGAAUUCAAAAAUAGUGAAAAGACUGAAUUCACCAAAAGCAACUUGACAUUUGUUUAAUUUUAUGAGCACAUUGUUUUGUGGUUUCUUACUUGUAGGCAUACUGCCUUUCACUGCUGUUAUAUAACAUGAAAUUUCUGGCAGAGCUCUUUGAUGUCACAAUUAAAGUCAAUAUAGACAAACCAGUGAUAUUGACAUCACAGUUUCAGAGAUGAUUUUCAAUAUUGCUUAUUAGACAUGUUCUUGUUUUUGUAAAACAUUUUCAGAUUUUAGCCAAUCAAACUAUUAUAUAAAAAAAGAAAUGUGAGAAAUGUUUUUUUUUUUUGUAAAACAUUUUGCUAUUUUAUCCAAUC